Myripristis murdjan (pinecone soldierfish) is the source of this 698-nucleotide messenger RNA. RefSeq names its product NACHT, LRR and PYD domains-containing protein 1b allele 3-like. NCBI's taxonomy places the organism in Eukaryota, Metazoa, Chordata, Actinopteri, Holocentriformes, Holocentridae. The transcript is spliced from 3 exons. The coding region runs from base 9 to 401 and encodes 130 amino acids. The record is from RefSeq and is a predicted model, not a curated record. Gene Ontology annotation, biological process: inflammatory response; innate immune response; regulation of apoptotic process.
UUAGGAUAAUGUUAGGAACAUUAUCCAAGUCCCAGUCCCAGAUUUUCGCUGCAGCAUUCAAGAGGCAGAGUCACUUGUCUUGCAGUCCCGAGACCUGCAGCUGGAGCAUCUGGUGCUUAAAGACCAUGUCGGGAGACAGGCACUUUGUGGAUAAGCACCGCACCGCGCUGAUCCAGAGUGUGAGCAUGGUGGAACCUAUCCUGGGCGAGCUGCUCAACAGGUCCAUCAUUAACCAGGAGGGCUACAACAAGGUCAUGGCUCAGGGUACCAACCAGGAGAAGAUGAAGGAGCUCUAUGAGGGGCCCCUGAAUGCCUGUGGCCCCAUCGGAAAAGAUAUGUUCUACGAACUUCUUAAGCAACUGGAGCCAUAUCUCAUUUUAGAACUCAAGAAUAAAAAAUAAUCAGAUAAAAACACACACACAAAGUACCAGAGUCCAACAUUUUUAUAAAUAAUUUUACAUGCCAUAGGAAACAUUUUUGCUGAACCCCCUUUUUAAUUCAGUAUAUUUUAGUAUACUAUAAUUUUCCCAUUAGAAAUUAUUCACAAAGUGUGCAGUGGGCCUUUUCCUCCAUGGAAUGACCAUCAUGCAUGUCUGUUAUUUAAUCCUCAUGGCUUUACCCCCCAAAAUAUUGUUGACUCUAAGGUGCUGAUGAAGUAUUUUAUCACUUUUUUUUCUGUUAUGUUGUGAUAAUUUUAC